AUGGACACCACGGCAGGUCAACCUGGCUCUGUCAAGCUGGACGACGAGAGGGCUCGUCUCGCGAAGCGCGUCAAGCUUGAACAACUCAAUACGACAAUGGUCGUGCAAGAAAGUGCCAAGUUGGACUCUUCUUUGAAGCGACACACUGCCCUCAUCAAGCGCAUCCGUCAGUCAAUGGCCUCUGAUAACCGUGAACAAAUCGUGAAGGACAUCGAAUCUCUUUCACUGGAGAAAUACAUCGAUGAAAUUGCAGGGGCCGUAAUAGAGGGUCUUGCACGCUGUAAGACGGAGAAAGAUAUCUGGGGUGCGGUGGAGAUCAUCUCAACUUUACAUCGUCGUUUCUCAAAAGUAUUUACACCUGCCCUUGUGGCCAACCUUGCCUCAGCGAUUUCUGCCCCACCUCGAGCUUCCUUAUCAACUUUGACGCCGGAACAGAGAGAAAAGGAAGAUUCUGCGCGUGUCACUCGACAGCGUCCCGUAGUGCGACUUUGCUCUGAGCUUGCCCUCGUCGGUGUCAUAAAAGAUGCUCCGGAUAGGAGUGGUGCGGAGUGGAUGAUGAAGGCCAUGAAGGAAUUGCUUUCCAAUGAUCCGAGCCUCUCUUCCUUGCCUCUCUUGACAACAUUUUUGAAGGGCUAUUCAAGACCUUUCUUGGGCAUCAGCCCGCCUGCUUCGUCGAAGCAAGUACCGCAGGGUGCAGAGCCUGGCGAUUUAUCCAAUACCCAGACCAAUGGGGACGAUGAUGGAGGACAGUUCCCCCCUCUUGCUAAGGAAGACGAAGAGCUAGUGGAGCAAGACAUACGCGAUCGUUUCAAGCGCAUGUGCGAAGGGUAUUUCGAUAACGUCUGCAAGAAACUGAUCAUCGAACACAAGCGUCUACAAGAGCAAGAUAGGCGGAAUCACGAAGCGUACAUACGUUCCGGGGAAAUAUUUGAAGAUCGCCAACAGGCCUACGAGAAAAUGACAAAAGGCUAUGAAAAGCUGCUAGCAAGUUGUCAAUCUUUGUCGGAACUGCUUUACCUUCCUCUUCCACCUCUUCCAACCUCUUCCCAGAAAUCCGAUUCCAUUCUUAUUGGAUCUCACUCAAGCCAAACAAACGGAGACGCCGAGGAAAUUGUCAUCGCUGGAGGUAAAUGGGAAGACGAAGAAGAGAGAAGAUUCUACGAAGACGUACAAGACCUGAAAGAUUUUGUGCCGAGCAGUGUGCUGGGAGUCGAGGGACCAACUGAAGCAGAGGAGGAACAAAUCAAAGAAGCUGAACGCGAACGUAUGGAGCAAGAGAAGGAAGAAGUCAGACAACUGGAAGAGGAACUAGAGAAACUCAGCGUCGGCUCGACAGAGGACGCGAACGGUGUUGUAAGCCAUGAUGACCAAGAAGAAGAGGAAGAUGCUCCCACCCCCACUCCUGGCACUCCCAAAGCAGCAACCCCUCCGUUAUCCCCGCAGUUGGCACCACAAGGUCCCUCGCAACUGUUGACGGCGCUCCUCGUUCGCCUACCUGAUGCCACUAAUCGGGCUUUGAUUGAUCAAGUCGCGAUCGAUUUCGCGUUCUUGAAUUCCAAGGCCGCGAGGAAGAGACUAAUUCGGUUCAUGACACAAGUUCCUAAGAGCAGGACAGAUCUCCUGCCUCAUUAUUCGAGAUUAAUUGCAACGUUGAAUAAGUACAUGCCUGACAUUGGCUCGGAAAUAGUUGCAUCUUUAGAUGAAGAGUUUCGAUACUUGCAGCGAAAAAAAAAUGUUGUCAAGGAAUUGGCAGAAGUCAGGUUGAAGAACAUUAUUUUCCUCUCGAACUUGACUAAGUUCCGAGUUGUCCCAUCGCAUGUUAUCCUUCACAUGUUCAAAGUUUGUCUGGACGACUUUUCGGGGACCAAUGUCGAAAACAUUGCACUUCUUCUAGAAGGCUGUGGUCGGUUCCUUCUUCGAAGUGAAGACACUUCAGAGCGAUUCAGCACUAUGCUAGAACUCAUGCGUAGGAAGCAAAGUCUCCAGCACUUCGAUCAAAGGCAGCUUCUCCUGUUGGAAAACGCGUAUUAUCAGUGCAAUCCUCCUGAGCGAGCACCGAGACAAGAGAAGAUACGAACACCGAUGGAACUAUUCAUUCGACAUCUAAUUUACGACGUGCUAGCGAAGAAAACGAUUGACAAGGUCCUGAAACUCAUCCGCAAACUCGACUGGGAUGACGAAGACGUGAAACGUACUUUGCACAAGGCCUUCACCAAGCCGUGGAAGAUUAAAUACAGUAGCAUCGGCCUUUUGGCGAUGUUGACGUAUGAUCUCCAAAGAUACCGACCGGCAUUUGCAAUCGCCGUGGUUGAUCAAGUACUAGAAGAUGUAAGGCGGGGGCUCGAGCAGAAUGUCUACAGCACCAAUCAGCGGAGGCUCGCGACAAUGAAAUAUCUUGGAGAACUCUACAUCUAUCGCCUACUUAGCUCCAGUAUUAUUUUUGAUACACUAUGGUCUCUCGUCACCUUCGGGCAUCCUGAUGGUCGACCAUUGCCAGGACAAGUGGCACCUUUGGACGUGCCCGACGAUUUCUUCCGAGUUCGACUUGCCUGUGUGUUGCUUGACACCUGUGGAAUGUGCUUCGAUCGUGGCACCCAGAAGAAAAAGUUGGACAAUUUUUUGACAUUCUUUCAGUACUAUGUCCUAUGCAAGGAUUCUCUUCCUAUGGACGUAGAUUUCAUGCUAUCCGAUUCCAUCGAGGCUGUGAGACCCAAGUUGGAAGUGGCUAAAACGUUGGCUCAGGCAGCUCUUGCUGUCGACGAGAUGUUCAAUUCAGCGUUUCAAGCAACUGCUGAAGACAGCGGUGACGACAGCGAGGAUGAUGACGAGAGGCGGGAGGACCAAGAUAGGGAUGAAGAAGAGGCAGAGGACUCAGGGGAAGCCGAGUCACCAGUUGGCGAAAGACCUCCGUCCCCUGAGCAGGAGGUUGUCCUUUCGGCUAGUAAUAGUCUGCAAGAAUACCUCGGGCCAUCCGAAGAAGCGGAGGCCGAGUUUGCGAAGGAACUUGCUAAGAUGGUCACGGAUACCUCCGCAGAGUCUCGCAAGGUGGACAAGAAGACCGCCCUGGCGCUUUGGGAUUCAGCUGUCCUGCCUCCAACUGUUCGCAAAAAACGCAUAGACGAGGAUGAAGCAGUAGACAAAGACGUAGGUGGACCAGGUACAAUGUCUUUCACUGUCGUAACAAAGAAAGGCAAUAAACAAAACACACGUCAUAUUGCCGUCCCUGCUGCAUCUCCAUUGGCAGUCCAUACGCGCUCGGCCCAAGAACAAGACAAAGUGGAACAGCAACACUUAAAACGCCUCGUGCUCAAUUAUGAGCAAAGGGAGGAGGCAGAAGAGUUGAAAGCCCUUGAAGCCCGCAGCCGUUCUGGCGCUAUCAAGAUACGUUAUGUCGGAUGA
This is a messenger RNA of Cyclocybe aegerita, 3399 nucleotides long. The record is from the annotation of a GenBank genome assembly. NCBI's taxonomy places the organism in Eukaryota, Fungi, Basidiomycota, Agaricomycetes, Agaricales, Hemipholiotaceae.